This is a messenger RNA of Hippoglossus stenolepis (Pacific halibut), 8076 nucleotides long. RefSeq names its product glutamate receptor interacting protein 1 (gene grip1). The record is from RefSeq and is a predicted model, not a curated record. Gene Ontology annotation, molecular function: nuclear glucocorticoid receptor binding. Gene Ontology annotation, biological process: neurotransmitter receptor transport, endosome to postsynaptic membrane. Lineage: Eukaryota; Metazoa; Chordata; Actinopteri; Pleuronectiformes; Pleuronectidae.
GGAGGAGAGGGAGAGAGGAGGCUGCAGAUAGAGAGAGCGAGAGAGGAGAGAAUACAAAGAACAUGUGAGUGAGUUAGUGCGUGUUAAACGCUUGCUGAUGUGUGAGUGUGUGUGUGUGUGUGAGACAUCCAGAGGUGUGUGUGCAUGUGCAGAAGCGAGGAGGAGGAAACCUGAUCUCACUCUCGCUCCCUCUCUCUCUGUGGAAUAACGCUUUCCGUCAGCUCUUGCCGUUAUUCGCCUCGCUGUUAGCUCGUAGUAGCUUAGCCUGGCCCAGUUUGGCCCGGCCAGGCCCGGCCCGGCUCGGACCAGGUGAUGAUGGAGCGGUUCCUGGCUCUGCUGCGUCUGCUGAGCAGAAGGAGGCGAGGGAGGAGGUACCGGGCCGACGACGAUUACCAGGAAGGAUAUGAGGACGUUUACUACUACACCAGCAAGUACAACACACACCUACUGAAUGAGGGGCCGUACGGCAAACACGCCACCGGGCCCAGACCUCCAGACGGAGCGCUGGCCAUCAGGAGGCAGAGCAUCCCGGACGAGUUUCGGGGAUGCUCGGUGGUGGAGCUGAUGAAGAAGGAGGGGACGACGCUCGGACUGACGGUUUCGGGCGGCAUCGACAAAGAUGGGAAACCCCGGGUAUCGAACCUGCGGCAGGGAGGCAUCGCGGCCAGAAGCGACCAGCUGAACGUGGGCGACUACAUCCGCGCCGUGAACGGCAUCAACCUCUCCAAGUUCAGACACGAUGAAAUCAUCAGCCUGCUGAAGAACGUCGGGGAGCGAGUCGUCCUGGAGGUCGAGUACGAACUGCCGCCCGUCUCCGUGCAGGGGUCAGGGGUCCUGUUCAAGAACGUGGAAGUCACGCUCCACAAAGACGGGAACAGCUUCGGCUUCGUCAUCAGAGGAGGGGCCCAUGAAGACAGGAACAAGUCUCGUCCCAUCGUCGUGACAACAAUCAGGCAAGGGGGCCCGGCUGACAGAGAAGGAACCGUCAAACCGGGCGACCGGUUGCUCAGCAUCGACGGGAUUCGUCUCCACGGCAGCACGCUGUCGGAGGCCAUGAGCAUCCUGAAGCAGUGCGGGCAGGAAGCCACGCUGCUGCUUGAGUACGACGUGUCAGUGAUGGACUCGGUUGCCACGGCGUCGGGGCCGCUGCUGGUGGAGGUGGCCAAGGCGUCUGGUUCCAGUCUGGGCGUGGCUCUGUCCACCUCCAUGUUCUGCAGCAAGCAGGUCAUCAUCAUCGACAAGGUCAAACCAGCCAGUAUAGCAGACAGGUGUGGCGCUCUUCACGCAGGAGAUCACAUUUUGUCUGUCGAUGGGAAGUCGAUGGAGUUCUGUUCUCUGGCUGAAGCCACUCAGCUGCUGUCUGCUUCCUGUCAGACUGUCCGCAUGGAGAUCCUGCCGCAGCACCAGGCCCGACCGGCCCUGAACGCACCGCAGCACGUCAAGGUGCAGCGUAGUCCCCGCCCCCUCCCCUGGGAAACUGGAAACUCCGCCCCCGUCCACCCUCCCUACCACUACAACACGUACCACCCCGACCAAUCAGGUUCCAGAUCGCACAACCGCCAUACAAACAACCCUCCUCUCAGCCACUCGUUCUCUCCCGGCUCCAUGUCGGCCUACAGUCUCUCGUCCCUCAACAUGAGCACGCUGCCCCGGAACAUGUAUCCCACGAGUCCACGGGGCACGUUGAUGAGGAGGAAAGCCAAGAAGAAGGACUUCAAGAGCUCACUGUCUCUUGCGUCCAGCACCGUGGGGCUCGCUGGGCAGGUCGUUCACACGGAGACCACGGAGGUGACGUUGCUCGGCGACGGCAUCAUGGGCUUCGGCCUGCAGCUGCAGGGCGGAGUCUUCGCCACGGAAACGCUGUCCUCGCCGCCGCUCAUCGCUUACAUCGACCCCGACAGCCCCGCAGAGAGGUGCGGCAUCCUGCAGAUUGGAGACAGGAUUCUGUCCAUAAAUGGAGUUCCUACUGAAGACUCCACCCUGGAGGAAACCAAUCAGCUGCUCAGAGACUCGUCCAUCACUGCUCAGCUCACACUGGAGAUCGAGUUCGACGUGGCCGAGUCGGUCAUCCCGAGUUCUGGAACGUUCCACGUGAAGCUGCCAAAGAAACCGGGGGUGGAGCUGGGAAUCACCAUCAGCUCUCCGUCCAACAGGAAACCAGGAGAUCCUUUGAUCAUCUCUGACAUCAAGAAAGGCAGCGUCGCACACAGGACGGGGACGCUGGAGCUCGGAGACAAGCUGCUCGCCAUCGAUAACAUCCGCGUGGAGAGCUGCUCGAUGGAGGAGGCCGUUCAGAUCCUGCAGCAGUGCGAGGAACUCGUCAAGCUCAAGAUCCGCAAAGACGAAGACAACUCAGACGAACAGGAAGUGUCCGGCACCAUCAUCUACACUGUGGAGCUGCAGCGGUACGGUGGCCCACUGGGAAUCACCAUCUCAGGCACCGAGGAGCCGUUCGACCCCAUCAUCAUCUCCUCGCUGACUAAGGGCGGGCUGGCCGAGAGGACUGGUGCGAUCCACGUGGGAGAUCGUAUCCUGGCGAUCAACAGCAGCAGCCUGAAGGGGAAGCCUCUGAGCGAAGCCAUCAGUCUGCUGCAGCAGGCGGGCGAGACCGUGACGCUGAAGAUCAAGAAGCAGGGCGAGCUGUCGAGUCCGAAGUCGUGCGUGAUUGGUCCAGGUCUGAGCUCGGGGGUGGGGCUCGGUCAGGAGAACCAGGACGGGGAGGAGGAGCCUGUCAUCAUGGUCGUGCCUCCAUCGAGCCAGAGAGCGUUCAGCACGUUACCGUCCGUCGACAGCGCCGUGGAGUCGUGGGACGGAUCCAACAUGGACAGCAGCUUCACCUCGCCGGCUCCAGCGUUUCAGUCGUCUCCGUACACGUUCCACGAGUGGCGCAACGCCAAGACGAUCAACAGCCAAUCAUCGUCCUCAGCUCGCCAGCGAGCCAAUCCGCUGUCAGAUCUGGGCCUGAGUGAUGACGACUGGGACCGCCCACCACUCGGAGGGUUCACCGUGGGGCAUGAUGGGACAGAACCGGACCAGGAGGAGAACUUCUGGUCUCAGGCUCUGGAGGAUCUGGAGACAUGUGGACAGAGUGGCAUCCUCAGGGAGCUGGAGGAGACUGAUCAGCAGACGCACCUCCUCGCUCUGGCAACCAUCAUGUCGGGCUCCACCCUCAGUCUGAACCAUGACCCCACCCCCCUGCGCAGCACUCUGGGACGCCAGGCGAGUUUUCAGGAACGCAGCAGCAACCGACCCCAGGUGACGCCGAGGUCCAACACCUUACCCUCUGACCCCCAACGCCGAGCCUUUGCCAUGAGGAAGAUGAGGCAGGAAGUCAAUGAGAUCCUAAACCAGAACCCUGUGGAACUCCAUAAGUUGACUCUGGAGAAGGCCUCGGACCUGGAGGACUUUGGUUUCAGUGUUUCUGAUGGUUUGUUGGACCGUGGCGUCUACGUUAACAACAUCCGACCUGGGGGUCCGGCGGAGCGGGGCGGCCUCCGAGCCUAUGACCGAAUAUUACAGAUUAACCACGUGCGCACCAGGGACUUUGACUGCUGCCUGGUCGUUCCUCUGAUCGCAGAGUCUCCAAAUCGCUUGGAUCUCGUCAUCAGUCGAAACCCCACCUCCUCUUGUCUGCUGGCCAAUCACACUGAUGGCAUCACCAACAAUAGUAGCCACUCCCCUCAGCCAAUUGGCGGCGACCUGGGACCGUCUGAGCUUUGUAUGGGCCAAGUAGAUGAUUGUGGUCCAAUCAAGUGGAGCCAACCGGGAGAUCUGCUGGGGGCAGCGUUUGGGGUGGGGCAGGUGAGUAAUAGCUCCUUAUAGCAGACAAACCUGGAUCUAACUGGAUUAAACUGGUUGUAACCAGACUGGAAUAGAGGUCGAUGACGAGAACAAUACAACAAAGUUGAGUCAAACUGGUUCAGAGUGGACCCUCAUGGUGCUACAUACACCCCCUGGAUGAACUUUGACGUUUAACCACUAAGUUUGACCCUUGAACUGCUAAAGGAGCCUGAAAGCACACAAUUGACUGGAAAAACUCCUUACCUUUUCAUCUGAACCAGUUCUGCAAACUGGUACUACUGGUGUCACUGCAUCCCGAACUAUGACCACUGAUACUACUGGAACCACAACGCGAGCUACUGAUACAAGAUCGAUGGGUCCUGGUUCUACGAGGCCACAGCCAUGCCCCCUGGUUCUACUAAAGCUGGAGCUACAGGCAAUGGUCUUACUGGUCUAAGAUCAGUGGACACUGGUUCUACAAGCCAAGGACUAGGACCAUUGGCCCUACUGGAACUAGAGCCACAGCCACUGGUCUUUCUGGUCAAAGACACUUGUGUUCUGGUAUUCGAGGGAACAGAACCAUGGCUAGUUGUCCUACUGAAGCCAGAACCUCAGCCACUGGUCUUACUGGUCUAAGAUCAAUGGUUAAUGGCUCUACAAGCCUAGAACAAGGGCUACUUGUCCCACUGAAAAUAGAGCCAUGGCCAGUGGUCUUACUGGUCCAAGACACAUGGGUUCUGGUCUUGGUGGUAACAGAAUCCUGGCUACUGAUUCAACCGAAGCCUGAGCCAGCUGUCUUACCUGUUCCUAGACAUGGCUCUGGUUCAUGGUCUCAGGGUCAAAGAACCAUAGGUAUUAAACCUACUGAAGCCAGAGCCAUAGCCACUAGUCUUACUGGUCCAAGACAUGGUUCUUGCUCAUGGUCCUGGUGGUUACAGAAUCAAGUCUGCUGCCUCUACAAGUUUAGAACCAUGGCUCCAGGCCUGUCUGGUCUUGCUAGAACCAGAAACAUGGCUUUUGGUUGUGCUGGCCAAGAACCACAGCAGCACAAAGACUGAUUGGACUUGAGUCCAGAAUCCAGAACCUGCUGAUAGACAGGCAUGAUGCCAAGGAGACUAGAGAUGCUCCGAUCAGGGUGUAUAUGGCCGAUGUCAUUGUGAUCAUACAAACUAGUGGUGAUCACUGACUGGGUUCUGUUCUUAAAACAUUUUACAGGAAGGUUCUGCAUGAGAAACCCUUUAAACCCCAUCACCCUCCAUCAGGUCUGUCAAUAAUGAAGCCAGGUUAUGGCCUUCUAGGGCCAAAAUGUUUGUACCUCCAAUAAAUAGUCACACCAAGUAUUCUUGCAAAAGAAGUUUCCAAUAAGUCGUAGUUGCAGUUCGACAACCUGAAAAUCACUUUGGUUGAAGCAUACUCGCACCUUGACUCUGCCCCCACUGGUUUUAUCUUGCACAACUUGAGUGGAAGCUGUUUAGCAAUGUGAAAAAGGUUUGGAUCCCACCAGGGUUUUCUAGGCAGAAGCACUGUGAAGUUUUAUUUUAAGCAGAUGAUAAAAGAUUAUUAUGGUUAAGUUGCAAGUGAGUAUAAGCAACGUGGAAAUGAUUACGUUUUUGGUUACGGUAAGAAUCUAGAAGGGUGGGAUCCACAGGACCACACAAACUUGCAGCUGCUCAUAUUUAGUUCUGCCAUGAUGGGCCACACAUCCACGUCCAUAUCAUGCUAUUAGGCUAAUGCUACUUGCAGAUACUGAAUUUGAGUCAACAGUGUAGCAUGGAGUCCCGACAAUACGCUUCUGUACUGUUUCAAAUUUACCCAACCAUAACAUCCUUGGACAAACAAAGAUGGUGGUCAUGGUGACUGUAAUCAAACUAGCAUUCAGUUAAAGGUAGAAACUUUCCAAUUACACGUGGUGGGUUCAAGGGCUGCGUAUCGUUUCGGGUCGAGUGUCACCAAAAUAAAACAAUAACAAGUCGUGGUGUUGAAGAACAGCGAUGAUGGAGUUUUCUGCCAAAACCUUCUUUUCUAAUUUGUUGAAUUUAACAAUCAUAAAAUCCAGUAAUUUCCAAUAUUCAUCAGCUGGCUCUGAUCGGAGCAUCCCUAAUAAACACGGACAGAAAGACGGGUUCAGUGUCAAGACUUGAGUUCAGUGCCAUGAACGAGCUGCAGACUGGAAAAGUAAUAAUGACGAAGACACUGAGCAGUUCAAUAAGAAUCUUUUUCUACUGUUUACACCUGUUGGACUGGCCACACUGUGUAUGUAUGUAUGUGUGUGUGUUAUGUGUGUGCGGUAAACACAAGGCCAGUUAAGCCCCUCCCACCUCAAUUUCUAGUCUUGGCUGUGCCCUAACCCCCUUCUACCCUUGACCAAUAGGCAGCCAGGAUGAGAGACAGACGGCAAUUCUGAUUCAGCUGAUUGGCUGGAACCAAUCAGAAAACAAACGCUUCCCUGCCUGUCUGUGAUUGGUUCUCCUCAACACGUAAAUAAACCAAUCAGCUCCAGAAGAAGCCAAGCAUGCCCCCAACCCCCUGAACCCCAGUAACAGUGAUCUAUUAUGCUAAUCGAUCUGUGUGUUUUUUGAUUGACUUGUCAGUUUUCUCUGUUUGUUCGUUUGUUUCCAUGACGACUGAUUCUGAAAAGAUGUAAAAUAGAUUUAAAAAACAGUUCAGUCGCGUCGCUGUUCACAUCGAAACCAUCGAACCCUGACGACCUUCACCUCAUAACCACGAAAUGUUACACGAGAAAAAAGUCCUGUUUGAACAGGAAACCUGUGACAGUAAAUACCUGUGAGUGAGUGAGUGUGUGAGAGUGUGUGUCUGUGAGUGUGUGAGAGUGUGUUUGUGUGUUUACUUUGGAUUGAUGUCAACAUCUUCCAGCUCUCACCUCAUACUGAACUCACUUUAAACUGGCCAAUCAGAACCCUCCCUUAGCACCAGAGGCCAAUAGAAACCCUCCCCGACUUGAAGCGACCAAUCGCUGCUCUGGAACCGAUUCUGUGCUUUGGAAACGAGAUCUGAUUGGAUAGCUGUGAUUUGCUCUUUCUGUGUAGCUGGCUGUGAUUGGCUGUUCUACUCCAUCCUCAACUUUGAAAACCGAUCAUCUGAAGCACAGUGCUAGCAUAUUGUUAGCAUGUAGCGAGCAGACACUGAGCACAAGAAUAGCAUUAGCCUAAUGUGACUAAGAUGAAUUCAGCACAAUGUCACUAACACCUCACCACAUGGGAAACAAAGACUAACACCUGGAGCACAUACCUAGAACAUAACGGGGCUACAGCUAGUGAAGUAGUGAGUUAGCACACAGCUAACUCAGGUCUCUGGUUAACACAGCAGUGGUUAGCAGCACACACUCCAAACAAGGCUAACAUACGGCUAACACAUAGUAUUAGCCAAUAGUUGUGUAACAUACAGAUAAAGUAAGGCUAACACCCGGCCAACUCAGCUAGGUCUUAGCACAGCGCUAACACUUAACGAACAAACCUAAAAUGUGAUUACAGCUCAGCUAACAUCGGCCUCACACCACUUUGUUGAGCACAGGCUUAUUUCAGGGCUAACACAGCUAGCCAUUGGUUUGCAACCACCUGGAACUAUGCCAUGGCAAAGUUAACACAUAGCAAACAUGGCUAUCAUUCAGUUAGCACACAGCUAACACUUGGUUAACACUGCUAAUGUUUAGUUAGGAUUCAGCUAGCAUCGUAGGACAUUGCGCAAAUGAUGAGCCUGAAACUCCGAUAGUUACCAUAACAACUCAAGUCGUGCUCAGUUGAAACCAACUGUUCUACCAAUGGGAAGAGGGGCGUGGCUUCAGGAGGGCUGGACAAGUGAGCUCUAAAGCCAUAAACACUGUGUGUGCUUGUGUGUGUGUGCUUGUGUGUGUGUGUGUGUGUGCGUGUGUGUAACAUUGCAGGGAUUUGCACUCUAGUGAUUCACCUCAGCAAGACGUCCACCCACACAAACAGACACACACAUGCACACACACUCACACACAAACACACACAUACACACACAAACAUACACGUUCACACACACACACACACAUACACAAUCACACUCGCACACAAACACACACAUUGCACUGCCAUUUUAAUAUAAUUGGUCAAAUUUGUUUCCAUGUAGCUUCACCAACCAACCAAACUAUUUUUCUUUAAAGGAACAGGGAUGUUGUAAAGUAUUUUUGUACAAAUUUAAUACUUUGGUAGCAUGAUCGACGUUCCUGGUGUUUGUCCUGUCGGGCUCCACUGCUCUUCUCCACCUUCCCUUUGUAUGGACGACUACUGAGCAACAAUAAAGAUGAAGACCUGC